Messenger RNA from Mytilus trossulus (common blue mussel), 1845 nucleotides. RefSeq lists its product as uncharacterized. The transcript has 2 exons. NCBI's taxonomy places the organism in Eukaryota, Metazoa, Mollusca, Bivalvia, Mytilida, Mytilidae. Gene Ontology annotation, molecular function: nucleic acid binding. Bases 1 to 1845 code for a protein of 614 amino acids. The record is from RefSeq and is a predicted model, not a curated record.
AUGGAGAAAUAUGCAGUGACAGCUGAUAUAGAGAGAGCAUUUCUACACACAGAAUUAGACGAAAAUGACAGAGAUGUUACGAGAUUCUUUUGGUUACAGAACCCCAACAAUCCGAACAGUCCAUUAAUAACUUACAGGUUCAAAGUAGUACUGUUUAGUGCAACCUGUUCACCCUUUAUUUUGAGUGCUACAUUGAUGAAACACUUUAGAGAAAACCCAUCCAACACAUCCUCAGAACUGCAAAGGAACAUAUAUGUAGAUAACAUUCUAACGAGCUUUCCUGACGAGACAACUCUACUCAAGUUUUACGCAGAAUCUCGCACAUUAUUACACGAUGCCGGUUUUAACUUGCUAUCAUGGAAUUCUAACAAUGAAAACUUACGAAAUAGAGCAAUACAGGAAAAGGCAGGAGACGAGGACCAGACAGUUAAAAUACUUGGGAUGCGCUGGAACACAAAAUCUGAUAAUAUUUUGUAUAAUCAACUUACUUUGACAGAAAAUGAUGAUAUAUCAUUAACAAAACGAGAAGUGUUGCGCCAGUCGUCAAGAAUAUUUGAUCCGCUUGGAUUAAUAUCCCCAGUUACUGUGACAUCAAAACUUUUUAUGCAAAGAUUAUGGAAAGAGAAGUUAAAUUGGGACGAUCUAUUAUCGUGUACUUUAAAAGAAGAGUGGAAAUCGAUCGCUAUGGAAAUAGAAGAGGCAACAAAAACAGAAUUUUCCCGCCAAAUAGUACCUGAAUAUGAUGCGCAAGACGAGACUGAACUUCACAUAUUUACAGACGCCAGUCAACAAGCAUAUGGCGCGUGUGCCUAUUUGGUCAAAGGGAACACAUCUAGUCUAAUCAUUACAAAAAACAGAGUCGCUCCGGUAAAAACUAUAACUUUGCCACGUUUGGAAUUAAUGGGUGCGCUGAUUGGCGCCAGAUUAGCGAACUAUUUAGUAGGAUUUAUUGACACACAGAAGACAUAUUUUUGGAGUGACAGUCAAAUAGUGUUGAGUUGGAUAUCGUCAACAAAAACGUUAACUAUAUUUGUAUCUAAUCGUCUCAAAGAAAUAAGAAAAUUGGCCGAAAACAGUGAUUGGAGAUAUUGCCCAACAGACCAAAACCCAGCAGAUUAUCUUACCCGCGGAAUUACGGCAAAACAGUUGAUGAAUAGUGCACUUUGGAUAAAGGGACCAAAAUGGAUCAACAACAAGGCAGAAUGGCCAAACUGGACAAGAAAUGUGGAAAACUGUAACACAUUUUCAACAAUUACAGAGGAAUCUAUGGAUGCUGAGAUACAUGUACCAAAGACAAGUUGUAUUCAAAUUGAAAAAUAUAGCUCGUUUAGUAAAUUAGUUAGAAUGACAGCAUACGUGUUAAGAUUUAUCCAUAAUUUGAAGACCCGUAAAAGCGAGCGAACAAUUGGAAUACUCAGCAUUCAAGAAAUCGGAGAAGCCGAGAAUACACUUAUUCGUAAUGUUCAGCGGACGACAUUUGAACUCGAGAUUGGUGUCGACUUUACAGGCGCUUUGUGUACAAAAGGACAAAAUAACAUUGACUGCAAAACUUAUAUUUGCCUGUUUACAUGUGCAGCAACACGAGCAGUACAUCUAGAAAUUGUACCGGAUAUGAAAGAAGAGUCAUUCAUGUUAGCUUUAAGGAGAUUUGUGGCACGCCAUUCACUUCCCAGAAUAAUGAUGUCAGAUAACGCUAAUACAUUUAAAGCUGCAGCCGAAUCAAUUCAACAAAAAGUUGUGGAGCGCGGAACCGAAUGGAAAUUCAUCCCAAAUAGAGCCCCAUGGUUUGGUAGAUGGUGGGAAAGACUUAUAGGACUAACCAAAAAUGCUAUUAAAAAGUAUUAG